Molecule: messenger RNA, 7870 nt
Organism: Morone saxatilis (striped sea-bass)
Lineage: Eukaryota; Metazoa; Chordata; Actinopteri; Moronidae
Product: WD repeat-containing protein 7
Exons: 30
Coding region: 179-4528 (1449 amino acids)
Cellular component (GO): cytoplasm
Molecular function (GO): protein binding
Source: RefSeq, a predicted model, not a curated record
UGUCGCGUGAUCAGCUGACCGAGCAGCUCGGUUUGUCAGUGGCACGAGCUGCUAAAAACAAGCCGACAAGCAGGAUAGUUUGUGUUUUUAUUUGCCCCGGAGGGAAACAUUGGUCGAUAAGCCUUCCACAAGAAGGACAUGUUCCAGUAGGACUCAUUGUUUCUGACACAUCAGAAUAAUGUCGGGGAACAGCCUGGUUCUACCCAUAGUGCUGUGGGGCCGCAUGGCUCCCACCCACUGCAUCAGCAGCCUGCUGGUGAUGGACGACUUCAGCACCAUCAUCACCGGCUGCCAUGACGGCCAGAUCUGCCUCUGGGACAUGACACCUGAGCUGGAGAUUUGUCCCCGGGCCAUGUUGUUUGGUCAUACAGCCUCCAUCACCUGCCUGUCAAAAGCAAGCACGUGCACUGACAAACAGUACAUUGUCAGUGCAUCAGAGAGUGGAGAGAUGUGUCUGUGGGAUGUGAAUGAUGGACGCUGUAUUGAGUUCACCAAGCUGGCCUGCGCUCACACUGGCAUACAGUUCUAUCAGUUCACCAUCGGCACACAGAGGGAGGGACGUCUGCUUUGUAAUGGCCACUACCCAGAAAUCCUUGUGGUGGACGCCACCAGCCUUGAGGUCCUGUACUCACUGGUGUCCAAGAUCUCUCCUGACUGGAUCAGCUCCAUGAGCAUCAUCCGAUCCCACCGAACCCAAGAGGACACAGUGGUGGCAGUGUCAGUGACGGGGAUUUUGAAAGUCUGGAUCAUCACAGCUGAGGUCAGCAGGAUGCAGGACCUGGACCCUGUGUUUGAGGAAGAGUCCAAACCCAUCUACUGUCAGGGCUGUCAGAGUAUUUCCUUCUGUACCUUCACUCAGAGCAGCCUGCUGGUUGUCUGCUCCAAGUACUGGAGGGUGUUUGAUGCAGGUGACUACUCGCUGCUCUGCUCAGUGCCCAGUGACAGCGACCAGGCCUGGACCGGAGGAGAGUUCAUCGCCGCAGACAAAGUCAUCAUCUGGACCGAAGACGGCCGCAGUUACAUCUACAAGCUGCCCGCCAGCUGUCUGCCAGCUAGCGAACAUUUUCGCAGUGAUGUUGGGAAAACCAAAGAAGGCUCAAUCCCUCCGCUGAUCUACAGCAUUGCAGAACACUCAGACAAACAGCUCCUGAUCUGUCCUCCUGUGACUCGGUUCUUCUUUGGCCGACGGGAGCCCUUCCAUAAGCUGCUGAUCCAGGGUGACUCAGCGGGCAGACUGUCUCUGUGGAGCAUCCCAGACUCCUCGCCUCUGCAGCCGGCGUUGACCACCGCAGAGCUGCAGGUGUCGUCCACCAUCAGUCUCCAGGAGGCGUUUGAUAAGUUGACCCCCGUGUCUGCAGGGAUCAUCGACCAGCUCAGUGUCCUGCCUGGAAAAGAAGAACCCAUUAAGGUGACAGCCAGCGUGUACAUCCCCUCUCAGGGUCGUCUGGUGUGUGGUAGAGAAGACGGCAGCAUCAUCCUGGUUCCUGCCACUCAGACCGCCAUCGUCCAGCUGCUGCAGGGGGAGCACAUGCUCAGGAGAGGCUGGCCUCCCCAUCGUACCUUGCGAGGUCACCGGAACAAGGUGACGUGCGUCCUGUAUCCGUACCAGAUCUCUCCCCGCUACGACCAGCGCUCGCUGGUGUCCGGAGGAGUGGACUUCUCUGUCAUCGUCUGGGACAUUUUCACCGGAGAGAUGAAGCACAUUUUCUGUGUCCACGGAGGAGAGAUCACGCAGCUCAUCGUCCCGCCUGAAAACUGCAGCACUCGGGUUCAGCACUGCGUCUGCUCGGUGGCCAGCGACCACUCCGUCGGCCUGCUCAGUCUCAGGGAGAGGAAGUGCAUCAUGCUGGCGUCGCGACACCUUUUCCCCAUUCAGGUCAUCAAAUGGCGUCCAGCUGACGACUACCUGGUGGUGGGAUGCUCUGAUGGCUCCGUCUACGUCUGGCAGAUGGACACAGGAGCCUUGGACCGCUGUGUGAUGGGUAUAACGGCAGUAGAGAUCCUGAACGCCUGUGACGAGCUGGCUCCGGCCACUGUGGACGCUCUGAGCCACUCAGCUGUGAACCUGAAGCAGGCGAUGACUCGCCGCAGCCUGGCAGCACUAAAGAACAUGGCCCAGCACAAACUGCAGACACUCGCCACCAACCUGCUGGCUGCAGACAACGCUGACAAGGGCAACUUGCCAAAAUACUCCCAUAAUGCCCUGGUGGUCCAGGCGAUGAAGACCAACCUGACCGACCCUGACAUGCACGUGUUGUUCUUCGACGUGGAGGCGGUGAUCAUCCAGCUGCUGACAGAGGAAGCCCAGAGACCCAACCCCACGCUGGUGUCUCCAGAGACGCUGCAGAAGAGCCAGGCCGGGGCUGACAAGGGGGGGUCCUUCCUGGCAAACAAGAUCUUUAAACAGGUGAAGGAGACAAUGAAGGAGACCAUCAAGGAGCACCUGUUGGACGAAGAUGAGGAGGAGGAGGAGGAGAUGAGGAGGCGAGAGGAGAAGUCCAAGUCUCUGAGUCUGCUGGAGUACAACCUGACCAUGGACACAGCCAAACUCUUCAUGUCCUGCCUGCACGCCUGGGGUCUCAACGAACAGCUGGACGGCAUCUGUCUGGAGCGGCUAGGCAUGCUCAGACCGCACUGCCCCAUCUCCUUCGGCCUGAUCUCCAGGGGAGGACACAUGUCCCUCAUGCUGCCCACCUUCAAGGAGUCCUUGCUGCAACAGUUGUCCCUUGCGACGGGUCUGAAGCUGACCCUGUCGGACAUCGUGGGGAAGGGGACAUACGGGGUAUCGAGGGCUGUCACCACACAGCACCUCCUGUCUGUGAUUUCACUGGCCAACACUCUGAUGGGCAUGACCAACGCCACCUUCGUUGGAGAGCACAUGAAGAAAGCACCAGCCAGGCCUCCCAGACCAGGAGGAACCCCGGAGACUCCUCGCAGGAUGCUGGCCGCCCCCCCUCAACCCUCCAACCCGGCGCUACAGGCCCAGAUCAAACAAGGAUGGAGCCAGCUGGCAGCCAUGCACUGCGUGAUGCUCCCUGACCUCCUGGGCCUGGACAAGUUCAGACCUCCUCUGCUGGAGAUGUUGGCGAGGAGAUGGCAGGACCGCUGUCUGGAGGUGCGAGAAGCAGCACAAGCUCUCUUAUUGGCUGAGUUAAGAAGGAUUGGCCAAUCAGGACGUAAGGACACCAUUGACAUGUGGGCUCCCUACCUGCCUCAGUAUGUGGAUACUGUCAGCUCCCCUGGGUCGACCACUGAGCCCUCCCCUCCAGCCCCGCCUCCUCCUGAGGCUCAGCAAAUAGAAACUAAGGCGCCUGAGGAGGAAAUGGACGUCACGGAUGAUGACAUCACAGCAGGCUGUCUGUCUAACCUUCCACCAAAUGCGAAGAAGAUCUCCAACUCAUACGAGGAGCGCCGUAAACAAGCCACCGCCAUCGUGCUGUUGGGGGUCAUCGGGGCUGAGUUUGGCGCUGAGAUUGAACCUCCAAAGGGUGCAGCACGGGCUCGAACCGGCGGACAGGCGCCUGAGGGCUUCGGACUGACGAGCGGAGGGUCUUCCAACUACUCGCUGGCCAGGCACACAUGUAAAGCACUGACCUUCCUGCUGCUGCAGCCUCCCAGCCCCAAACUGCCUCCCCACAGCACCAUCCGCCGCACCGCCAUCGAUUUGAUUGGCCGAGGCUUCACCGUCUGGGAGCCGUACAUGGACGUGUCGGCGGUGCUCAUGGGACUGCUUGAGCUCUGUGCUGACGCCGAGAAGCAGCUGGCCAAUAUAACCAUGGGAUUGCCCCUCAACCCGCCAGCAGACUCAGCUCGCUCAGCCCGCCACGCCCUCUCUCUUAUCGCUACUGCCCGCCCACCAGCCUUCAUCACCACCAUUGCAAGAGAGGUUCAUCGGUACAACGCAGCUCAGGCAAACUCUCAGUCGCAGCAGAACGUUCACACCACCACUCUGGCCAGAGCCAAGAAUGAGAUACUGCGAGUGAUCGACAUCCUGAUAGAGAAGAUGCCUGGAGACGUCGUGGAUCUGCUGGUCGAGGUGAUGGAUAUCAUCAUGUACUGUAUUGAAGGUUCUCUAGUAAAAAAGAAAGGAUUGCAGGAGUGCUUCCCUGCUAUUUGCAAGUUCUACAUGGUUGGAUACUGUGACCGUAGUCACCGCAUCGCCGUUGGAGCUCGCCAGGGUUCAGUGGCCCUUUACGAUGUCCGUACUGGAAAAUGCCAGAACAUCCACGGUCAUAAGGGUCCGAUCACAGCGGUGUCGUUUGCCCCUGAUGGCCGUUACCUGGCAACUUACUCCAGCGCUGACAGCCACAUCUCCUUUUGGCAGAUGAACACUAGUCUGCUGGGCAGCAUCGGGAUGCUGAACUCUGCCCCUCAGCUUCGCUGCAUUAAGACCUACCAGGUUCCUCCCGUGCAGCCGGCAUCCCCAGGCUCCCAGAACUACCUGAAGCUCGCCCGCCUCAUCUGGACCUCCAACCGCAACGUAAUCCUCAUGGCCCACGACGGCAAGGAGCACCGCUUCAUGGUCUAAACAAGAUCUGUGUCUCCAGCUGAGCCCCCAGUGUCCGGUAUCUGACAGACCUUGACCUGUUUUAGGGUUUUUGCUUUGAGGCAGAGGGUUAAGUUUUAGCUUCAAAUAUGUAUCUUGAGCUGCUGAGUUCAACAAUUGAUGGAGGCUGAAAUUAAGUGAGGCUGAUAGCUCAUUCAAAGGUUUGUCUUUAAAAAAAAGAAAAGACACGUGAAAAACGUGAAAAAUCUGCAGCUCGAUUGUCGAAGUAAAAACCCUGCUCAGGUCCAGGUUUGGACUGUGAUAAUUGUAAGGACCCCCACUCUGUAAUAUAUUUAAAAGUCGUGAUAGAAGGCUUGUUUACAUUAUGAUUUUUAGUUAUGAUUUAGUAUUUUUUGUUUUGUUUUUACACUUUGUUUCUAUUCCUAUUUAUUUGCUGUUUUUCCCAGAUGUCCUCUGUUGCCAUCUUGCUGCAGCCAUUUGGGUCACAACUGUUGCUGUUUAUUCAAAACUGGCUUCCCACCUUUUUUAGUUUACUUAUUAUUAAAUGUUUGUAAAUUAUUGCAGGUAUUUGUGGAGUCACUUUGCAGAAACAGUGAUUGGAACAUGGUAUAACACAUACCCUGUUUCCAACAAUGUGAACCUAGUGCUAGUUCUGGGCUGGUACUAAUGCCAGUUCAGAGUUGUUCAACUUGAGAACCUUCUAAGAACCGGUUUGCUUUUCCACGGGCUAGAGAGCCACCUUAGAGCCAUGUCCUUACUGUGAUGUUGCAUUACAUUACCAGCGCAGCUGGCUGUUGGUCAACUAAGGUUAUCCAAGAAGGCAUACUACUCAUUUUAUUGAUGAGAAAAUAGUAGCUAUGCUUGCUUGGAUAAUGUUAGCUGACCAACAACUAGCUAGCUCAAUGCUAUAUUUGUAACAUCUACGUGCUAAACAGCUAAUACAUUUAUAGAUUACUGGCCACAAGGCACCCCCAGCCCCUGUUCUAACAGCUUUUUAAAGUUAGCUUGGAAGUCAAAAAGUGAAACAACCUAAAAGUAAUUUCUUUAAUUUUAGUUGCUGGAAUGAAUUCUUUCUGGUAGACUGUUGAAAACGUUGCCCACUUGAAGGAUUUGGUACUCUCUGACCUCUGUAAGACAAGUACACACUUUUCACAUCUCAGACUGUGUGUGUGUGUGUAUGUGUAUGUGUGAGUUUGUUUGUGUAAGUGAGUACUUUGGUGUUUGCUUUUAUUUUGUGACACCUUGGACUCUUUCCCAUCCUCUCUGAGAUUCAUCCAGAAAUGUGUGUGUAUGCGUUUACACCCUGAGUGUAUUUUCACAAACACACAUUCUCACUUCAGCCAGCUUGUCCUAAAAGCACGAUCACAGUAUAGCUUCAGACACUGGAGGUGCAGCAUUACACACUGCAGAUAUUUUUUUAAAAAAAGACAAAAACUAAAGCAUCUUAUUAUUUUAGGAGAUAACGGAAACAGUGUUGUUCAACAAAAGAGGUUCCGUGGUACCAGUCCUAACUCACUCAAAGAUAUUUUGAUAAUUAUCAAAAGUUGGUAAUUUUUCUUCAAAAUGUCUUCCCAUUCUUGAUUUCACUUUGCAUUGAUUCUGAAUCAGAUUCUGUCUGAUUUGUCAGUCUAGUCAUUCUUAAACAGUUUGGUGUUCUUAGCCUGUUUUAUCACUGGAUUCAAUUCUAUGUUCACAUUUUGCUCCAAGUUCCCAUGUUUCUUUUUCUUUUUUUUUUGUUUACGGGUCAAGUCACUCACUUCCUCUGGCUUCUCUAGAGUUUCCUUCCCUUGGAUGUGAAAACUCUUUGUAUGUUUGAAGGAAAACAAGUCACUUGUUUUUUAUGGGAGGAUUGUGUGUUUUUUUGCAGACAAUAAGGCUUUAUAUGUCGCUAAUAGAUGUGAAGACUACUCUUCGUCCUGCAAAUUUUUCUCUUUCACCUGCUCAUGUGUUGGGAGGGUAUGUCUAGAUACAAAUGUGUACAUAUACAGUAUAUAUAUAUAUAUAUCAGAACUGCUGUGUAAUGUAGUGAAGUUAUUCCUGUACAGUGAGCUUUGAUCCCAUUUGGUGUAUUUGUUGUGGCUAAUGUGACUGUCUGCCUGGCACUGACUAGUUCUUCAAAUGAGUGAACUUUAGAUUUUCACAUUAGAUUUUUCAGAAAAUGAGAAGCAAUUUUUUUUCUUUUGGUUUUAACAAGAAACAUAAACUGGCCCAGACUAUUUAAGAUUAACUAAAAGGUCCAAAAAUGGAAAAGUCUUCUUAUUACACAAUCCUUUUAUUGAGAGAAACAAAAGGUUAUUAUUGGACAUAUUUACAGUUUAAUAAUUGCAUCUGUUCUCUAAAAUCUGCAGUAGGUUAUUUUAAUAAAAAUAUUUUCCUGUCAUAUUUGCUGAAACUUCAACUAUAUACGCUACAGUAGUACAUAAGAGAGAUAGUCUAGGAAGAAAUCAGGUUCCUCUGGCUCGUUCAGUGCUCCUAAUGGCAUUUGCAAGAAUCAGCCAGGCCUGUCAAAAUUCUUGACCCUGGGAAUGAGACUUUCUUUCAGGCACGGUGCAUUUUCAUAAAUGCCAGUAGGAGCACUUGGAGAAGCCAGAGGAACAUAUAUAUAUACAUAUAUAUAUAUAUAUAGUGAAAGUUUCAGCAAAUAUGACAAAAAAAUUACUUACUAAAUUUUGGUAACAUUCCUCGAAGGCAUGAAUCAGCUCAACAGCCAGGAACUAACCAUGUCAUCGGUUCUUAUAAGGAAUGCUAACAGCUUUAACAGCGCAAUCUGUUUAGAGACUAACAGCAGCUGAAAAGGUUUUUGUGGACCUCCAGUGGUUUAAUUUCUCACCUUGCUUCAUUGAUGUAGAAGUGUACUCCAGGGUGUGUCAGUACACCAUGACAUCACUGUCAGGUGUGUGGUUACAGAUGCAACAAAGCACACUUCUUUCCAGCAUGAGUCUUUGUAGUUGGUGACAUGUUUUUGCACAUUGGCUGUUGGUCAGGACCUUCUUGUUUUAAAAUGUUUUAGUGUUCAGAGUUUUAUGCAGAAGAUAAACAUAUAUAUAAAUAUGCAGAUACAUUUAUAGAGACAGUGUUCUGCCAGAAUCAGAAAUCAAUUAUUUAGAUGUUUUUAUUGUUGAUUGUUGACAUGUUUGAAUAAUUUGACGCACUUAAGACACUUAACUGGCUUUAAUUCUAUAUUUUCCACUUCAACUUUCUUCUGUCUGUCCCUCCUCGUCUUCUGUCUGUCCCUCCUCUCCUUCCUCCAUCUCCUGUCAGUUUCAUUAGUGUUGUCAGAAAGCUUCUAACACUGUUACACACCUGUAAACCCGAGCGUGUCAAAGCUUUUCACAAGUUCUUCCUCUCCUUUAAAAAAAAUAU